AUGAAUAUGGGAGGUACUAGCAGCACUGCUGCCAAAAAAGCAACCUGUAAAAUAUCGAUGUUAUGGAAUUGGUAUACAAUUGAUACGUGUUUCAUUGCUAGAUCCUGGAGAAAUGACACCAAAGGUAAAUUUGCUGGUUCUUGUAUUGGCUGUUUUGCACUUGUGGUGGUAGCUCAAUGGCUUACUCGUUUUUCAAGGCAGUUUGAUGUGGAACUAUUAAAAAGGCAGAAAAUUAAGCAUUUGGCUAGCUACUCACCAGAGGAGUAUGUUGUUAAAUGUGGAGAUGAGGAUGCUAAAUCUGAUAUGGAAGAACUACAAGGCUUCUACAACGAACCAAGUUGGAAAACAACUUUAAUUUCUUUACAAAAGAGUUUCAUUUAUAGUUUCUACGUUUGGGGUCCAAGAAGAUUGAAUGAACCAGAAGACGACUUGCUAAAGAAGGUUUUAUCAUGCUGUACAUUAGUAACGCCAGUUGAUCUGUACCCCACUUUUUUAGACCAUAUGAUAAGAGUUACAAUAUUUGUACUACAGUGGGGACUAUCUUAUAUCAUCAUGCUGUUAUUCAUGUACUAUAACGGCUAUAUCAUUAUUAGUUGUUUAAUAGGUGCUAUCGUCGGUCGUUUCAUAUUUUGCUAUGAACCUCUGGGCUCAUUGGGUUCGAGUGGAUCAGCCCAGGGCACAGUGAGUUAUGAUAAAGAGAGUGACGAUCGUAAAUGCUGCUUGUAG
Saccharomyces paradoxus is the source of this 726-nucleotide messenger RNA. It is a transcript of the gene CTR3, whose product is annotated as high-affinity Cu transporter CTR3. The record is from RefSeq and is a predicted model, not a curated record. Gene Ontology annotation, molecular function: copper ion transmembrane transporter activity. Gene Ontology annotation, biological process: copper ion transmembrane transport. Lineage: Eukaryota; Fungi; Ascomycota; Saccharomycetes; Saccharomycetales; Saccharomycetaceae. Bases 1 to 726 code for a protein of 241 amino acids. Gene Ontology annotation, cellular component: membrane. The transcript has a single exon.